Messenger RNA from Salvelinus sp. IW2-2015, 1870 nucleotides. RefSeq names its product acidic fibroblast growth factor intracellular-binding protein B. Lineage: Eukaryota; Metazoa; Chordata; Actinopteri; Salmoniformes; Salmonidae. The record is from RefSeq and is a predicted model, not a curated record. Gene Ontology annotation, molecular function: fibroblast growth factor binding. Gene Ontology annotation, cellular component: nucleus. Gene Ontology annotation, biological process: platelet aggregation.
AUCAUUCUCUAUGGGCUAUACCAGACAUACUUAUCUGGCUAUAUAAAGAUACUUCCUGUAAAGGCACAAUAAAGUGUUGUUCACAGGUCUUUUCUUCCGUUUAUUUUUCGAAAAAAAGGCUUCGUUACAGCAUUAGCAACGGAUGACAAUGUCUCCAGCAGUAAAUGUAUAGUUUAUAGGAGCUUAUUAUCCGUUCUGUUUUUAGAUAAUAAUGAAUUAUCUAGCUAGCAACGUUAGCUAACGGUAGUAUACCAGUUCUGGACAGCCGGGAUUAUUACUCAUCCUAGUUAAAACGCUUAGCUAUAUUAUAACAGUCUAGAGUAUUGGAACCUUAAUUUAAAAAGUUUCUUUCUCCAGCGGAUGAUGAGGAUGAGGGCCUGUUCGGGUGUUUGGAGUAUAUCCUUCCCAUCCGACUCAUGAAAGAAAAAUGAUUUGUCCAAUUCGAGAUGUCAGUGGAACUCGAUGUGUUUGUGGGUAACACCACCAUUAUGGAUGAGGAAGUCUAUCAGUUCUGGCUGGAUGGCUACACAGUGAAUGAUGCAGUGAAGGUUCGUAUGGAGGGAGGGGUAUUGGAGGAGUGUGAGGCCAGUGCUGAGGUUUUGCGCAGUGACACCAUGGACCAGUACAGAACCUUCCAGAUGUGUGAGCGCCUCCUGCACAGCCCCGCCAAACUGGCCAAUCAACUGCUGUUCCAGAUCCCACCUCAUCGCCAGGCCAUGCUCAUAGAGAGGUACUAUACGUUCGAUGGCGUGUUUGUACGUGAGGUCCUUGGGAAGAAACUCUCGAAGGGGACCAAGAAGGACCUGGAUGAUGUUAGUGCAAAGACUGGUGUCACACUGAAGAGCUGCAGGCGGCAGUUUGAUAACUUCAAGCGUGUAUUCAAAGUUGUGGAGGAACUGAAGGGACCCCUGGUGGAAAACAUUCGUCAGCACUUCCUUCUCUCUGACAAGCUGGCCAGGGAUUACGCUGCCAUUGUUUUCUUUGCUAACAAUCGCUUUGAGACGGGGAAGAAGAAGCUGCAUUAUCUUACAUUCCAGGACUUUGCCUUCUGUGCAGGGCAGCUCAUCAGCAACUGGACCGUGGGAGCAUUGGAUAACCUGGUGGAAGACAUGGACGUGGAUCUUGAGAAGGAGUUCUUACAAGAUCUAAAGGAACUGAAGAUUUUAAUCACUGACAAGGAUCUGCUGGACCAGCACAAGAGUUUGGUGUGCACGGCUCUCCGGGGGAAGACCAAAGCAUUUAAUGAGAUGGAAGCCAACUUCAAGAAUCUCUCCAGAGGCCUUGUCAACAUUGCUGCCAAAUUAACCAACACGAAAGACGUCAGAGACUUCUUUAUUGAUCUGGUGGAAAAGUUUAUUGAGCCGUGUCGGUCAGACAAAUGGACAGCAGGAGACAUGAGGCUCUACCUCACUCACUACACUAACUCUGCACACAUACUUGACACAUUCAAACACCAGGUAGUGUGGGACAGGUACAUGGGAGUGAUCAAAAGCUGCAUCCUCAAAAUGUACCAUGACUGAGAUGUUGCCUCGCUCAACUUCCUGUCCUCUUUAUAUCCGAGUCAUGUUGUCUUUUUUUUCUCCUCUGCAGUCGUCAUAUAAAUCCUCCGCUCCCUCUGUCAGAUGUUUUCCUCCAAUCCUAGUGCCCACAUUUCUCCUUUCUUCAUGUCUUUCUGCUGUUUUGUUUACUUCCUUCCUCCCUCUUUUCUCUCUCACUUCUCGGUCUGUUCUGACACCCUACUCUGCAAUGUCAUCUUGCAAAUCAUAUCAUUUGUGUUGUGUACUGAACAACAAUAGAAACGCAACAUGUAAAGUGUUUGUCUCAAAUUUUGUGCACAAAUUUGUUUACAUCCCUGUUAGUGAGCUUUUCU